Dermacentor silvarum is the source of this 1376-nucleotide messenger RNA. RefSeq names its product phenoloxidase-activating factor 2. Gene Ontology annotation, biological process: proteolysis. Lineage: Eukaryota; Metazoa; Arthropoda; Arachnida; Ixodida; Ixodidae. The coding region runs from base 65 to 1186 and encodes 373 amino acids. The transcript is spliced from 7 exons. Gene Ontology annotation, molecular function: serine-type endopeptidase activity. The record is from RefSeq and is a predicted model, not a curated record.
CUGCUUCUCGGGGGCUUCGGCGUCGCAAGUGUCUGCAGCAAGAGACGCAGCUUGCAUCACCACCAUGUGGCUCUUGCUGGCGACACUUGGGGCGGCGUGCUUGGCGGCCCAGGCGCAGGACGGCGGCCUGGCCGGCCCUCAGGGAGGUGUCCCGCCGCUGGGCGACUGCGUGUGCGUGCCCUACUACCAGUGCAAAGACGGCAAGGUGUCCGAGGACGGCGGCGGACUGCUGGAUGCACGCCGCAAGCUGCCGCCCAAGGAGGAGAUCCCGCUGGAUGGGCUCGGCGACCAGAACCAACAGUGCCCGGGCGUGGACCAGGUGUGCUGCGCCGAGCCGUCGGCCGUCACGGAAACGCCGUACGUGGCCUCGUGCGGCAUCCGUAACGACAACGGCAUCAACAGCCGCAUCCUCACCAAGGACGGCAAGGGCGAGGCGGAGUUCGGAGAGUGGCCGUGGCAGGCUGCUGUGCUGAAGUACGAGAGCGAGAUCCUCAAGUUCGAGUGCGGGGGCACGCUGAUCGCCAGCCGCUACGUCCUCACUGUUGCCCACUGUGUCGCCCGGUUCACUGGUGCCGACCGCGUGCCCCUGAAGGUCCGCUUGGGCGAGUGGGACACGCAGUCGAUGAAGGAGUUCUACCCGCACGAGGACUACGACGUCGGCAACAUCUACAUCCACCAGUACUUUCGCAACAGCUCUCUCUGGAACGACAUCGCGCUGCUCGAGCUCACGCGACCUGUCUCAUUCGCGCCGCACAUCUCUCCCAUUUGCCUGCCGAAGCUCGAGGACAUCUUCGAGGGCAGCUCCUGCGUAGUCACCGGAUGGGGAAAGGACGCCUACCGCACCGGCAAGUUCGCGAACAUCAUGAAGGAGGUGACGGUGCCCGUGAUUGACAACCCGACGUGCCAGAAUCUUCUGCGCCAGACGCGACUGGGCCGCUAUUUCCGCCUGCACGAGGGCUUUAUCUGCGCUGGCACGGAGGACGGCGUCGACUCCUGCAAGGGCGACGGCGGCGGGCCUCUGUCCUGCUACACCGCAGACGGCCGCUACCACUUGGCCGGCCUGGUCGCCUGGGGCAUCGACUGUGGCACACCGGACGUUCCAGGCGUCUACAUGCGCGUCGCCAAGUACCUCGACUGGAUCUCUGAGGUCACCCGCCUCCCCAUCUCGGAUUUCUACCCCAAGUGAUUAAUGCCGGUGGCGAUCACGCAGUGGGCAUUUUCUUCCACGUUUUUAGCCACGUUGCUCUCACCUUUUUCGCAUUGCCAAGUAUUCGUUUAGCCACCUGUAUGAAGCCCGGUUUCAUCAUGUACACCUGGGCGCAUUGUCAGUGCAGUCCUGUACAUAAUUUUAAUAAACGGAACAAACUUUGUGUUUA